Spea bombifrons (plains spadefoot toad) is the source of this 1413-nucleotide messenger RNA. It is a transcript of the gene ERMN, whose product is annotated as ermin. Lineage: Eukaryota; Metazoa; Chordata; Amphibia; Anura; Pelobatidae. The transcript is spliced from 2 exons. Bases 210 to 863 code for a protein of 217 amino acids. Gene Ontology annotation, molecular function: actin filament binding. The record is from RefSeq and is a predicted model, not a curated record. Gene Ontology annotation, biological process: morphogenesis of a branching structure; regulation of cell projection organization; actin filament organization. Gene Ontology annotation, cellular component: internode region of axon; extracellular exosome; filopodium.
CCUGUUGAAGAACAAGUCUCUGGACUCAGAACAUCGCUUAAGACCGGACAAACAUGUCAUAAUGUUAUUGUAUGUUUUCGUUGUGAACCAUCUUAAGAAGAGUCUUCAGCUGACACCAAGGCUGUAGAUAUCAACGUUUUAUUCCUUCAAAAUUGUUUUAAUACACAUUUGCUGAAGGAUUUUUUUAAAUUCAUCUUACAACAGCCGUGAUGGAAGAAGAAAGACAAAUUCACGAUCACAAUGGAGACCUGACAGCAGCAAUAACCCCAAUAUUAAUAACUGAUAUUAUAGAUGAAAUGUCCACGUCCGUUGCUUCGGUUCUGGUUGAAACUGCCAGAUGUGAUCGCAACAUUUUAGAAAAAGAAAAUGUAGAAGAAAUUAAUGUCUGUCCUGAAGAAGAAACACCACGUCAGACUUCAAUCCCGGAAACGGAAGAGAACAUAAUUGCAGAAGGUUCAGAAACGGACACUAAUCCUACAAGUUUCUCCCAAGCACACAACGACCACAAUAUAAUUCAAUCCCACAAUCCAUUGCCUUUUGAAGAUAGCGAACCAUUAACUCAACAAUCUGAGGAUGAGGCACUGAUGAUUCGCGAAGAGGACGAAAUUACAUCCUUCGAAAGCGAUAAAGAAAAUGGCGAAGAAUGUCUUUCUGAUGACCAAGAGAAUGGACCAAAACAGUCACUUUUGGCCGGUCUUGGUGACAGCAACUCUGAUUUAACAGGGGAAAAACAGGUUGUUGGGAACCGGCCCGACAUUUGCAAACAUAGUUACUCUAGAUAUGAUACCGUAUCCUACCGUAAGAUCAGGAAGGGUAAUACAAAACAAAGAAUUGAUGAGUUCGAAUCAAUGAUGAAUUUGUAAUGUUAGUCAUUGCUGCCUUCACCAUUAGCUACACUAGCAUUUGCCUAGAAUGGAAAUGGAAAUUAAGGGGUGUGGUAUAACGGUAGCCCCACCCACUCAAGUGCAUACUUGGUCGAUAUUCCACCCAUUUUGGCCAAGCUCCACCCGCUUCUAAUGACGUAACUAUAUUUGAGGGGAUUGGGGCAGCCUUGGAUAUCUGACCCAGGACCCGGCGGUAAUGUGUUCAUUCUGUACUACUAAUGUGUUCAUUCUGUACUGUAACGUGCUUUCAUAACAGAAACUAGUUAGUGAUUGAACUUUAUAUUUAGUAAACUGAAUUUGUAUCACAUUAACUACCGAUGUGCGAAAAGCAUAGACAUUCACGCCAUGUACUUCCUGUUUCAAUUUACCGCUAACCGACGCACUUCCCAUGCUGUUCUUUCAGUAAGCAAUAUUAAUAACUGGAACCCAUCAAUAAAGUCUGGAUUAAUAAAAAUCAAAACUGAGGCAGAUUGUAAACAUGUGCGACACCUUUUAGUGGACAUAUGUUCCUAGAUUUAGAGUUACUGAA